CGCGACUCCUCAGAUACCGUUUAUCUUUAGAGGCACCUUUCGCAGUGUACUGUACUGCAGUUCAACGUAAAACUAUCAUUUAAUCUUUAUUAAUAAGUAUUUCUUUUAAUUUUUUUUAUUGUAAUUAAUACCUGUUCCUCAAAUGGCUUUAGAGAAGGUGUGGUGCAAAUUCUCAGUGACGAAAAGUGAUGGAUCGAUAAUGAAAUUGCGUAUACAAGACAUGCCAAGUGACCGACUUGACGAUGCUGUAGAUUUAAAUAUUUGGUAUUUUUCUCCUGAAGAAACUUUUCACAGAGCUGCUGGAAUACCUAAAAAUCCAGAUGCAUUGAUUGAAUGUCGGGAGUUUGUGUCGGAAAUGUUUAAAGAUUCCGCUGUGCAUAUCGUAAUUUGCUGCUCAGACGAUUCUGAAUUUGUCGGCCAGAUUAUCGGAGUAUCCAUUGUGACACUCUCUACCACAGAUGAUGGAGAAUUAGAUGACUUAGAGUUUAAAACAGAUGAAGUAAAGAAGUACUUCGAGCUUUUGGAAGGAUAUUUUUCUCUAUACGACGUAAUGCAAAAUCAGAAUUUAACCAAAUGUUUUGAUGAUAGAGGCAUCGUUGUACACCCUGACUAUAGGGGACUCGGCAUUGCUACAAAACUCUUGAAAAUGAGGCGAGAAAUGUGCAAACACUACGGAGUUCCAGCAACAUGUGCUUGGAUGACGUCAUAUGGCUCUCAAAAAGCUGCCCAAAAUGAUGGCUGGGAAACUGUGUUUGAAUUAUCUUAUGAAGAGUUUGGCGUUAAACAUGGUGUCACCUUUACAGCUGUACCUCCUACGUGUAAAUUGAUGCUUGCCAGGGUUUAGAGUUGUUUUAAACAAACCAACGUUUUGGACCUUUUACAGUUCUACAUACCAAUAUAGGUGGCUAUAGAGCCUGCUAAGGGUCCAAAACGUUGGUUGGUUUGGAAAAAGAAAUAUACGC
Hyposmocoma kahamanoa is the source of this 962-nucleotide messenger RNA. RefSeq lists its product as uncharacterized. The transcript has 4 exons. The coding region runs from base 143 to 844 and encodes 233 amino acids. NCBI's taxonomy places the organism in Eukaryota, Metazoa, Arthropoda, Insecta, Lepidoptera, Cosmopterigidae. Gene Ontology annotation, molecular function: N-acetyltransferase activity. The record is from RefSeq and is a predicted model, not a curated record.